Oppiella nova is the source of this 5795-nucleotide messenger RNA. The record is from the annotation of a GenBank genome assembly. NCBI's taxonomy places the organism in Eukaryota, Metazoa, Arthropoda, Arachnida, Sarcoptiformes, Oppiidae.
CUUUGAAUGUAUGGAUGUGUGAGUGCUUUGACACACAAUCACUUUCAUGCACUGAUUGGACGGACAUCGGGUCAGUCACGGCAUCUGUGGUCACAAUGUGUGGCCAUUGAGUCCAUUCACUCAUCCACUGCUAUAUCGUUGUCGAGUCAACACAUCCACAGCUAUGGUCUUAAGCAAACAGUUGAGGGUUUACCACAAACUAGACAACAACGGCGUCUAUAGUCUCCUAUUAGACCACAAGAACUACAAACACGAGUCACUGCUUCUGGAGGCCGAUGCCAUCGCCACUCUCAGUCCGACUGAAGCGGAUUCUGUGCGUCACUUGUAUUCAACCGUUUUGGACGCUUACGGAUGUCUAGGAGUUCUUCAGCUAUCAGUGGGUGAGUGUAUGCUGUUCAGGCAUCCAUUGGCAUGUAUUGUACUCUCCGGCAGAACAGCUGCACAGUUGUUGUCACAUCUGCUGUCAUGUCAGACAUCUGUUGCCACAACCCCUCCACCCCUCGGCAGACAGUCUGCGCCCCCAUUCAUACCACUCAUACAGCGCUCGCCUCUCCUCUCCUCUGCCCUUCACUGCAUGCCUUCACUUCACUCCCAAUCUCUCACCACUUCCUCGCAAUCACUCCAUUCACUCAUUCAAGUUGCUGACAAUAUCUGUGGCCCGACAGGUGAUACGAAUCACGUACUGUAUUUGGUAUUGGUUUCUGGAUGUGUAUCAGUGGGCAAAGUGCACAACUCGGAGAUAUUCCGGAUCACAGACACUGUAUUCAUAUCCCUUCGCAAUAACAGUGCGGAUGUGGAGCGCAUUCAGGAAGUCCGACGAAUCCUGAAUUCGGGAACUUUUUAUUUCUCGGUUGUCUUAAACCCAGACUCAGAUCAAACACCUUUCGAUCUGACACUCUGUGCCCAGAGAUCUGUACGAACCCAUGAGACAGACAAUCGCUUUUUCUGGAAUCGGAUGCUUUACGUGCAUCCCUUGAGAUAUGGGGUCAACACAAACAAAUGGCUCCUGAAAGCCAUGUGCGGCGGUCUCUCCAUUAGCACCGUAUAUGUGGGUCACCUCCAGGCCAAGGCAUGUCUUAUAUCACGACUCAGUUGCGAGAGAGUGGGCACCCGUUUCAACGUUAGGGGCACUAAUGAUAGCGGACAUGUAGCCAACUUUGUAGAGACGGAACAGUUUAUUUUCUUGGAGAACAAAGUGGCCUCUUAUGUGAUGACCAGAGGGUCGAUACCUUUGUUUUGGGAACAGACAGGAAUGCAGGUUGGCGCGCAUAAGGUCCGCAUGUCUCGGGGCAGUGAGGUCUCGCAACCGGCAUAUGACCGGCACUUGGCCUCAAUCCGGCACAGGUAUGGCAACCAAGUGCUCAUCAAUUUAGUGGGCAGUAGAGAAGGCGAAGGAUUGAUUGGGAAGAUGUUUAAAGCGCAUCACAAGAGCUCUCGAUUUGGUAAAGAUAUUCCUUACAUAGCCUUCGAUUAUCACCACUUCUGCAGUCGUGGCAAAGAAGAGAAUAUAAAAAUACUCAGAGAACACAUCGUUAAGUAUUUGAAGGAAUUUGGAUUCUUUUACGAAGAACAGGGAGUCGUAGAGAGACAACAAUCGGGCACUUUCCGGAUCAAUUGCAUCGACUGUCUCGACAGAACAAAUCGCGUCCAGACUUUCAUUGGAUUAGAAAUUUUGUGCCAACAAUUGGAGUCUUUAGGACUGAACCAAAAGUCAACAAUAGUUUCUCGUUUUGAAGAAGUAUUUAAGAAUAUGUGGAUUCAGAAUGGAGACCAAGUGAGCAGAAUAUAUGCGGGAACUGGCGCUCUGGAGGGCAAGUCUAAGUUAAAAGACGGCACUCUAACUGUGGCGCGAACCAUACAAAACAAUUUGUUGGAUAACAGCAAACAGGAAGCCAUUGAUAUUCUUCUUACGGGCAAAUCACUGAACAACGAGAACUCGGACAGAGCCCGCUCUCUAUUGGCCGUACAUUACCUGCACUUACCAUCAAAUAUAAUGAUAGCGAUGUGCGAUAGAUAUCUAGAAUUUACGGAAGCGCUCACUAUUAAGGUUACUGUCGGCACGUGGAAUGUAAACGGAGGCAAACAUUUCAAUAGCAUUAUCUUCAGAAGAUCUGAUCCGUUGUCUGAUUGGUUGAUCGAUAAUAAGAAAAAGAAUAGUUUUGUGCCAAAUAUUAUGGAUCUGUCAUUGAAUUCAUCGUUUAGUGCUUUAGGAGACAACGACAACUCGCCUACAGAUCUCUUUGCCAUUGGCUUCCAAGAGAUUGUAGAUCUGAACGCAAGCAAUAUAAUGGCUGCGAGUACUACAAACCAAAGGGAAUGGAUGGUUGAGCUCCAGAAGACCAUUUCAAAGGAUGAGAACUAUGUACUCAUUACAUCCGUUCAAUUAGUGGGCGUUUGUCUCUUUCUCUUCUCGAGACCCAAAUACGCGCCAUUCAUACGAGACGUAGCCAUAGAUCAGGUGAAGACUGGAUUAGGCGGUGCGGCCGGCAAUAAGGGUGGGGUCGCCAUACGACUCUUGUUCUACAACACAUCCCUUUGCUUUGUUUGUUCGCAUUUCGCCGCCGGACAGCACCAGUACGCCGAACGCAAUGCCGACUACUCAGAGAUCACUCGCAGAAUGUCUUUCCCGAUGGGAAGGUCUUUGAAUUCACACGACUAUGUCUUCUGGUGCGGAGACUUUAACUAUAGAAUAGAUCUGUCCAACGAUGAGGCGAAGCAAUUGGUUCGCGACCGCGAUUGGCAAACACUACUCGCUUCCGAUCAACUCAAGUGUCAACAAAAUGAUGGCAAAGUCUUUAGGAAUUAUCUCGAGGGAGACAUCUAUUUUGCGCCCACCUAUAAGUAUGACAUCAAUAGUGAAGACUACGAUACGAGUGAGAAAUGUCGAGUUCCCGCCUAUACUGACCGCAUCCUAUUCAAGAAAAGAUAUCCUACCGGUGCUGAUGAGGACAUAAAUUCAUUAAACUAUGGAAAGAUCGCUCACUACGGAAGAGCUGAACUGAAAACAUCAGAUCAUAGGCCUGUCAUCGCAGAGAUCUUCUGCGAAGUCCUGAUCGUUGACGAAGAGAAAAGGUGUCGAGUAUUUCGCAAUGUUUUGGAACAAUUGGGUCCACUCGACGCCACUGUUAUCGUCACUCCUCAAGAUGUGGAAGACGACGAUAGUGUCAAUUGUUUUGAUGAGAUAUUUGUCACUCAAAUCCUCAAACGACUGGCCAAUGAGUCGGGAGAAAUCAUUUUAGCGCGUUUUGGUGACGACAACCUGAGGGUCACCUUCCGAGAGGNAUCACUGAACAACGAGAACUCGGACAGAGCCCGCUCUCUAUUGGCCGUACAUUACCUGCACUUACCAUCAAAUAUAAUGAUAGCGAUGUGCGAUAGAUAUCUAGAAUUUACGGAAGCGCUCACUAUUAAGGUUACUGUCGGCACGUGGAAUGUAAACGGAGGCAAACAUUUCAAUAGCAUUAUCUUCAGAAGAUCUGAUCCGUUGUCUGAUUGGUUGAUCGAUAAUAAGAAAAAGAAUAGUUUUGUGCCAAAUAUUAUGGAUCUGUCAUUGAAUUCAUCGUUUAGUGCUUUAGGAGACAACGACAACUCGCCUACAGAUCUCUUUGCCAUUGGCUUCCAAGAGAUUGUAGAUCUGAACGCAAGCAAUAUAAUGGCUGCGAGUACUACAAACCAAAGGGAAUGGAUGGUUGAGCUCCAGAAGACCAUUUCAAAGGAUGAGAACUAUGUACUCAUUACAUCCGUUCAAUUAGUGGGCGUUUGUCUCUUUCUCUUCUCGAGACCCAAAUACGCGCCAUUCAUACGAGACGUAGCCAUAGAUCAGGUGAAGACUGGAUUAGGCGGUGCGGCCGGCAAUAAGGGUGGGGUCGCCAUACGACUCUUGUUCUACAACACAUCCCUUUGCUUUGUUUGUUCGCAUUUCGCCGCCGGACAGCACCAGUACGCCGAACGCAAUGCCGACUACUCAGAGAUCACUCGCAGAAUGUCUUUCCCGAUGGGAAGGUCUUUGAAUUCACACGACUAUGUCUUCUGGUGCGGAGACUUUAACUAUAGAAUAGAUCUGUCCAACGAUGAGGCGAAGCAAUUGGUUCGCGACCGCGAUUGGCAAACACUACUCGCUUCCGAUCAACUCAAGUGUCAACAAAAUGAUGGCAAAGUCUUUAGGAAUUAUCUCGAGGGAGACAUCUAUUUUGCGCCCACCUAUAAGUAUGACAUCAAUAGUGAAGACUACGAUACGAGUGAGAAAUGUCGAGUUCCCGCCUAUACUGACCGCAUCCUAUUCAAGAAAAGAUAUCCUACCGGUGCUGAUGAGGACAUAAAUUCAUUAAACUAUGGAAAGAUCGCUCACUACGGAAGAGCUGAACUGAAAACAUCAGAUCAUAGGCCUGUCAUCGCAGAGAUCUUCUGCGAAGUCCUGAUCGUUGACGAAGAGAAAAGGUGUCGAGUAUUUCGCAAUGUUUUGGAACAAUUGGGUCCACUCGACGCCACUGUUAUCGUCACUCCUCAAGAUGUGGAAGACGACGAUAGUGUCAAUUGUUUUGAUGAGAUAUUUGUCACUCAAAUCCUCAAACGACUGGCCAAUGAGUCGGGAGAAAUCAUUUUAGCGCGUUUUGGUGACGACAACCUGAGGGUCACCUUCCGAGAGGGUCAGAGCGCUCUGAAAGCGGCCAAAUUGGGCUCAAUAUCUAUACUCAAUAAGACGUUCUUAAUUGAGUUGAAGACCAAGAAUUGGAUCGAAUCUGUUGAAGAAGAACUCAAACUUGGAAUUAAUAAUACGAUUCCAUUAUCAGAGAAAUCUUCAGAUUUUAUUGAUUUCGAUGAAAUGAAUCACUCGUUGGGACCUACUUUUGAUCCGAUGGCUUACAUCGUAGACGACGAAACAGACGUGUGUUCCGGUUCUUCAGGACAUAGCUCUCCAAUUCCACCGAACGAUUCCAGUGAACCACCCGAAAGACCGCCUCCACUUCCAGGCCGUUCAACACCAACAGCGCCUCCACCGGCGCGUCCGCCCCCACCAAAGAACCCAAUGGCUUCACCGUCACGUCCGCCCCCUUGCAAACCUGUCAGACCCACGAGUGUCUCACAAACGGAAUCCAAGAAUGAAAAUCCGUCGAGCGCAGACGCAAAUAAGCCCCUAAAACCAGUACCGGUGAGACCGGCACCACUGCCCCCACCGACCAAUGGUUGGAAUCAAGCCCUCGAAUCGGCCGAUGCAUCAGAACAUGAUUCCAGUUUUGAUUUGCCUCCACCUAUAAUGCCAGCGCCGCCCCUACCUCUCAGUGACACUGAGUUAAGUUUUGAAGCCGAUAGGAGUGCUCCGCCCCCACCGCCCAGAGUGGACUCGUUUAAAGACACGGAUGAACCCCCACUCUCACCAUUUCUCUACGAACUGCCCCCCGCGCCCCCAUUGCCUCCCAUUACUAAUGAAGAGCCACCUCCCAUCCCUUUGCGUCCAAAUAUGGCAUCCAUUUUGGAAUCGACACAAGACUUUGUGGCCCAAUCAAAUCCGCCGCCAAUACCGGCGCGAACGGCUACCAAACCACCGGUCAUUCCUCCCCGUCGUUCGGCUCAAUGAGUGAACUCAGUCCUAGUCUUCACUUUGAAUUUAGUGUUAAGUCUUUGCGACAUAUAAUAAGUCUAGAAAUGUAUCAAACAAUGAAACCAUUGCUUUCAUUCAAACGAUCGCCUAUUUGCCCAAAUUGUUGCAAAAUUAAUACAUAUUACUGUACAGUAUAUGUAUUUAAGAGUUUUAUUGCAUAGUUUUACUGUUAUUAUAUCAAUUCAAAUAUACAGAG